Notolabrus celidotus (New Zealand spotty) is the source of this 1555-nucleotide messenger RNA. RefSeq names its product solute carrier family 2 member 11, like (gene slc2a11l). The transcript has 10 exons. Gene Ontology annotation, biological process: monosaccharide transmembrane transport. Bases 1 to 1401 code for a protein of 466 amino acids. Lineage: Eukaryota; Metazoa; Chordata; Actinopteri; Labriformes; Labridae. Gene Ontology annotation, cellular component: membrane. The record is from RefSeq and is a predicted model, not a curated record. Gene Ontology annotation, molecular function: hexose transmembrane transporter activity.
AUGUACGUGUGGUGUUCUCAGUUUAUAAAGGAGCUGGUGAACACAACAUGUCUGCACAGAUACAAUGUCUCAUUGGAGCAGUGGCAGCUCUCCCUCAUCUGGUCUUUCAUGGUGUCCAUUUACUGCAUCGGGGGGUUACUUGGAGGGGUUAUGGCCGGUUCACUUCUUUCAAGAUUUGGGAGAAAACAAUGCCUUUUGUUAAACAAUGUUGUGGCCAUAGUUGGAGCUGUGUUGAUGAUCUGUAGCCGAACAGCUGUGUCCUUUGAGAUGAUCAUGGUGGGACGAUUUCUCUACGGCAUUAAUUCAGGACUUGGUCUCUUCGCUCAAGCCUUGUACCUCGUUGAGUGCGCCCCCAAGAGGCUGCGAGGAAUGGUGGGUGUGACCGUGGGUACCUUCAUGUCCCUGGGGAAAUUUGGUGGUCAGCUGCUGGGGAUCAGUGAGCUGCUUGGGACUCAUGAGAGAUGGCCGUGGCUUCUUGGUUUUAAUGGUUUCACUGCGUUAGUCCAGCUCUCCACCCUGCCCUUCCUGCCUGAGUCUCCAAGCUUUCUGCUGCUGGACAGAGGAGACCGCCAGGCCUGUGAGAAAGCUCUGAGGAGACUGUGGGGCAACAAGGACCACAGCAUGAAGGUGGAGGAGAUGUUACAGGAAAAAGCUGCCUUGCAGAGCGUUCGUAACCACUCAGUGUUGGAGCUGAUUCAGGACAAAACACUGCGAUGGCAGCUCAUCACCAUCUUUGUUGUUUUCUGUGCAGUGCAGCUCUGUGGCACCAAUGCUGUGUAUUUUUAUUCUUUUGAUGUGUUUCGUGCGGCAGGAAUCCAACCACACCAGCUACGUUACGCAGCCUUGGGAACAGGGCUGUGUGAGCUGUGCACCUCCUUAGCCUGUUUCAUGAUUAUUGAGAAGACCGGCAAAAAAGUCCUUCUGUUCAGAGGAUACAUUGGAAUGGCUUUAACACUGAUCCUCCUCACCAUCACUCUGUACCUACAAACUCAUAUUUCCUGGAUGCCAUACUGCAGUGUGUUCUUCAUUUUUAUUUUUAUUUUCUUUUUUGCUAGUGGACCAGCUGGAGCAACACCUCCUCUUCCAGGGGAAAUUUUAACUCAGUCGUACAAAUCAGCUGGAUACACCAUCGCCUGCUCACUCAACUGGUCGGGCCUGUUUGUGCUAGGGAUGAUCUUCCCUAUCCUAGUGGAGCAACUGGAUUAUUUCUGUUUCCUUAUAUUUCUCUUUUUCUGCACUGUCUGCGGGCUGUUUGUGAGGUUCAAUGUUCCUGAGACCAAGAAUCUGACCGCACUGGAGAUAGCUGCAGAGUUUAAGAGGAUGCACAGAGAUUCUGGAGAAUCACAGAAGAAUAAAUCAACUGAGCAUAACAGAAUCACUAUCAACGACACCAAACUCUGAGGUCACAGAGCAAACAUUUAACUUCAAGAUGUCUCUUCUCAUCACACUGAGGAGACUUCAACUGUUCAUUGUAACUCAGGGAGAAAGUCAAGCUGUAGUCACACAGGCCGUCUGUCAGUUUUACUUAGUCUUAUACACUGGAGCAAAACAAUAA